AUGGCUGCCUCCCACGCCUCCGACCGCGACGCCCUCACCAAGCGCGUCCUCCCCGAAAUGACCCUCGCCCAAGGCCGCUCCCCCGCCGCCGAAGCCCGCAUCGACGCUCUCCACCCCGCCGCCCGCGCCUCCGCGGCCGGCCGCUUCAGCAUCGCCGGCAACGCCGUCGUCACGGGCGGCACCGGCGCCAUCGCCAUGGUCGUGGCCAGGGCGGUGCUGCAGCACGGGGCGUCGGGCCUGAUGCUGCUUGAUCUCAACGUCGAAGCGUCGCGGGAUGCGGUCCAGGCGCUGCGGGACGAGUUCCCCGACGUCAAUAUCGAGACUCGUGAAGUCGAUGUCACUGACGAAGAAGCCGUCACAAAGGCCAUUGAUGAGGCGGUCACGACGCUGGGCUCGGUCGACAUGCUAGUCUGUCUUGCCGGGAUAGUGGGAUGCGCACACGCCCUGGACAUGCCCAUCUCGCAAUGGCGAAGAGUCCUCGACGUCAACACCACGGGGGCGUUCAUCUGCGCCCGAGCAGCAGCGCGAGCAAUGGUUUCGCAAGGCAACGGAGGCAGAAUCAUCCUAACGGCGUCGAUAUCCGCGCACAGAGUCAACUUUCCGCAGCCGCAGGUGGCCUACAACGUUAGCAAGGGGGCGCUACUCAUGCUCAAGAGCUCGUUGGCGGCGGAGUGGGCGAGAUACGGCAUCACGGUGAACAGCAUCAGCCCGGGAUACAUGGAUACGGUGCUGAACGAGGGGGUGGGACUGGCUGCCGCACGGAAGAUUUGGAAUGAGAGGAAUCCGUCUGGGAGGAUGGGGUUGCCGGAGGAGCUGGCUGGGGUGGUGGUGAUGAUGUUGAGUAGGGCUGGGUCUUAUAUGAAUGGGGCGGAUGUUGUUGUUGAUGGAGGAGGCCAUGUGUUUUGA
This is a messenger RNA of Trichoderma aggressivum f. europaeum, 906 nucleotides long. RefSeq lists its product as uncharacterized. Gene Ontology annotation, cellular component: intracellular anatomical structure. Gene Ontology annotation, molecular function: oxidoreductase activity, acting on NAD(P)H, oxygen as acceptor. NCBI's taxonomy places the organism in Eukaryota, Fungi, Ascomycota, Sordariomycetes, Hypocreales, Hypocreaceae. The record is from RefSeq and is a predicted model, not a curated record. The transcript has a single exon. Bases 1 to 906 code for a protein of 301 amino acids.